AUGAGAAUCUCUCUUGCAGCCCUCCCAAUUCUUGCGGCCAGGCUUGCUGUGGCGCUUCCUGCGCCUCAAGAGCUCAACCUGGACAUGGUAGUUGCCAUACCUGAUCCAACCUACACCGAGUUGGUCGGUGCGACUGCACAGGUCAUCACCUACGACCCUACAGUACUGGCAGCUCAAGCUACAGAGGCAGUCUCUUCAAUCUCUUUUGACGACAGGUAUUCCGAUUCAAACACUGCCGCUGCUCGCAAUGGCAGAAGAGCUGCUUGCGCUCCCCAACCUACUGGCGUUGCAGCAUACGCAGUGACCAAUCCAGACACUGCCGUCGCCUUCACUUCAGACUCCAGGUUCUCAUCCAAGGCCAUGAAUGCCCAGACGCCUUCCGGCUACACGAUGGGCUUUCAAAAUCUCAACGCAUCAAGCAGUGCUUACGGAUACAUGGGUUUCACUACACUGCAAGAUUAUGAUGUCUCCACUUGUGCCAAGAAGUGCGAUACCAUCAGGGGAUGCGUCUCCUUCAACAUCUACUUCGAGCGUGACCCAAGUCUCGUGCCUGGGCCCACCUGUGUCGACCCUAGCAGUGUCACCAUGAUCAAGUGUGUUUUCUGGGGCAGUGCGGUCUCGACUUCAAACACGAAGAACUAUGGACAGUUCAGGAGCUCGUUCAAUGUGGUUGUCGCUGGAUCCAAUGGCUACACCAGCAACUCGAUAAUCGUUCCUUCUGGCUUCUCUUCCGCCCAAUACCUCGGCAAUGCUGCCAUCGACGCUCCUUAUGAUACUCAAGGCUACAACACUCUUGUUGCAUCUACCAUAUUCACUCAAGGUGGUUUCAACGCAUCCCUUUGUGCCGAAUACUGUAAGACACAGACGCAAUACAAUGUCAACCACCCUCCUUCAGAUGGCACCCCUCCCAAGAUUUGCAACUUUUUCAAUACCUUUGUCUUGUAUCUAAACAAUACUGUUGCUCAAGGUCAAUACUGUACCCUGUACACCGAAGCAUGGGAGAGCAGCUAUGCGACAAACAGUGGCCAGACGAGAGGCAACGAUAAGUACACUGUGUCGAUGUCUUAUACAUACACCAAUAUCAGCAGCCAAGCGCCUAGCCAUGUGGUUGGAUACAAGGACGGCGCCAUUUACCAAGCCCUUACCGACAUGCGAUACUUCCCAGACCAAUUGAAGUCGACUUUCAUACCCUUCUGUUCAAGUGUGCUCAGUUACACGCCUGUCGUCGCCACUGUCACCGUCACAUCAAUGACCACGCCAAUUUCGACGAGCAUCACACUUUCCACUGCCACGGUCACUGUUUCUGCUGGACAGGCGUCGCAGCGUAAGCGAGAUGACAGUCGAUUUCCGAGAGAGGGUUUGACCACAGCCUCCGACGAGGGUAACAUUGCAGUCUUGGUGGAUGCAAACCAGACAACUUGGUACCUCCCCGCCGCGAAUUCAGCUGCACAGAAUGUUAAGCGCACACUGGCCGUCCCUGACGCACUUACCAAGUAUCCCGCCUCGGUCGUUUCAUCAGCUUGUAUGCUUCAAGUCACACAGGCUUCUUCAGCUUCAACGACCACAACCAGCAUCACUGUUACUGCCUCGGCUGUGACCACCAUCAUCUCUUCCGUCUCUACGACAUUCACCACAGCAAGUGCAGCACCGACAGCAAAGCUUGUGGCUUUCGGCUCAGGAACUAGUGCCGAUGGAACUCCCAUCCAGCUCAUCGAUCCACAGAACAAGUGGGACCAACUGUAUCUCGAGAUGAACCGCCAAGCUGGAAAUUACAAAGACGGCGGUUUCAGACUGGACACGGUGACGGGUCUUCUCCAUGAAUCAGCCCCAGCAAACAGAGCUUUGUAUAUUAUCAACUCUGGUGGCGGUUAUGCAACGGACAUGGUCUUCCCUCAAUUCUUCGACCCUGCGGCCCCGGGCAGAUGGUUCGAUAUCGUGCCCAUAGUAUGCUCUGUUGACUCGUCCUCUACACUACAGUGCUCUGCCACACUCUCAAACGGUUUCAAGGCGGUUGGAUUUGGCAUGUAUCGAAACUCCGACGAUGAUGUGGAUUAUGUUAUCAUGCAUGGCUCUCAGUGGCAAGCCGAACGUGGCUUUUCCUACCCGCUAAACCUGAAAUACAACAUCUAG
Aureobasidium subglaciale EXF-2481 is the source of this 2130-nucleotide messenger RNA. RefSeq lists its product as uncharacterized. The coding region runs from base 1 to 2130 and encodes 709 amino acids. NCBI's taxonomy places the organism in Eukaryota, Fungi, Ascomycota, Dothideomycetes, Dothideales, Saccotheciaceae. The transcript has a single exon. The record is from RefSeq and is a predicted model, not a curated record.